Oryzias melastigma (Indian medaka) is the source of this 1802-nucleotide messenger RNA. It is a transcript of the gene rsph9, whose product is annotated as radial spoke head component 9. The transcript is spliced from 5 exons. Bases 113 to 967 code for a protein of 284 amino acids. Gene Ontology annotation, biological process: cilium movement involved in cell motility; motile cilium assembly; axoneme assembly. Gene Ontology annotation, cellular component: radial spoke; axoneme. NCBI's taxonomy places the organism in Eukaryota, Metazoa, Chordata, Actinopteri, Beloniformes, Adrianichthyidae. The record is from RefSeq and is a predicted model, not a curated record.
CGUAGUUUUUUGCUAAGAGUUCAUUAUUUUGUUUCUGGUUGUCAAUAGCAACCCAAUGCGCUCUUGAUUUGGUUAACUUUUAGCUACAGCAGGAAAUUGAGAACAACAUUCAAUGUUUUAUAAACUCAUAAAGCUUUUUGAGGACUUAAAAAACACGUUAAAAAUGGACUCCAACUCCCUGCCGCACUUUUUGGAUGUCGUUGCCAGCAGCGGAAGCGUUUUAAACCUUGAAGAACGAACAGCCCUGCAGACGUCUUUGGUCAUCCUCAAAAAGAACUACAAGUUCCAGCGAGUUUUGUUUUGGGGUAAAAUCCUGGGACUACAGCAGGACUACUUUGUGGCUCAGGGGAGGGGAGAGGAUGAAAUGAGAGACAGGAAGAGUCUGUACAGCCUGAACUGCCUGGACUGGCUCCUGCUCCCUUCUGUCACAGAUGCCAUGGUGGAGGAAGUGUCCAAAGCUGCACAGGGCCGCUUCACAGGAGACCCUUCCUUUGUGUAUGAGCUCCAAGUCAGCAAGCAGGAGGAGAGAGUGUUUAAAGUGACUGAGGAGAAGAGGCUGGCUGUGACAGUGCACCAAAUUGAUGAAGAAGCCUCUGUGGUUCCCCGGGGCGCUUUCAUCCGGAGUCCAAGCGGUCCCGUCCAGAUAAACCGCAGCUUCAGUGGACUCUCUGAAUCAGAAGCAAAGAGGCUGGAAAAUUUCAUGCACUUCAGAGAAUCCAAGGAUCUUCCAAGAGAGAAGCAGCAAAAAGCGGAGUGGACCCCAGCUAUUGACUUCCUGGACGUCCUGAGCGAAGACAUUCCUAAAGGAUCAUGGAGCCUCCAGUUGGAGUGUGCCAGCAGAGUGUGCGUGCUGCGCAGCCUCCUGUGGCUCGGUCUGACAUUCUACCAUGUGCCGAUGACGCCGCAGCACGGAUACGUCUAUAUCGGCCUCGGGAUGAAAAAUCUCGAUCUUCCAUUCAUGCUGUGAGGCAGACAUCCUAUACUUCCUGAAAGCCGCCCUUUCUUCAGCCCUCAAAGUUGUUUUUGUCUGAAAAGUGUUCAAGCUCCUUCCAUAUAAAUCGAUUCUCACUCAUAAAAGCAAAUAUUUUAUUUAAGUUUAGUUGCUUUUAGUUUACAGAGAAUGUUCCACCAGGACAGUUUCCUUCCUCCUCCAGCUGUCAGGCUCUCAGUGUUUCAGGAACAGAGGUUUAAGACUGUAGCGGACAUUGUUCUUGAGAGCUGGAUGACCCACAGGCAUGCGCCUCUUGCACCACUUCAGUCCAGCUUUGUAGAUGGGUUUUACGGAGUCAAUAGACCAGCGUGUCAGGUACCUGCAAGAACAUCAGAACAUUUGGUUAAAAAAAACUCAUUUUAACAACCAAAGGCAUAGAUAAACGUGUCACCUGUUCAACUUUGGCCUAGGGUUCUUUGGUACCUGACCUUCAGGAAGUUUAGGCUUGUGGUCAGGAAGAAGACCUACAACACAAAUACAUACAGUUAUUAAUGAGAUAGAUCUAAUAUGGACCGAAACUUCUUGAAGUAACAUCACAAGCUAGUUUAAUGUUGGCCUUUCAAACCCAGAGGUAGGCAUAGAUGUUCUUCUGACAGCCAUGAAAGAAACAAACAAACUAAAAAAAAGGUUUUGUAACUCCUGUGAAGUCUUUUUUUUCUGUGAGUGAAACUACUUUAUCUUUUCAUUCUUCUGCUUGGUUCUGAGAUAUGUUAAGUUUUUUAGAAAAUCUUCAGCUUGAUGUAACCUGUUCAGUUUCAAACAAUGUUUCAAGACACAAAACAAUAAAGAAAUUACAGGAACUCCCUGUUAA